AUUCCCUUCUCCUCCAUCCUGCAUGAAUGCUCAGCGGAUAGUACGACCCUUGUGCCCCCUGCUCUACCCUCUCUGCCCCCUUCCUCUCCUCUUUCCAGACACAAGUCUCCCACCCCCAUAGCCCACAAGAAUAAAGAGGAAACCUGAAACCUCAGCUUCUAAAUCAAGUAACAGUCUCCCCAGCAGAAAUCGCACAGGGAUAUUGCAUGCCUGCGCGUACAAGUGUAUGUGUUCCCUUGGCCCGCUUAAAAUCCCCGGCGCCCCGUUUGUCCAGCCACUUCUCUUCCUUCAGCUUUUCUUUUUCUUUUUUUUGUCGUGUGUGGCUCCGCUACGUCUUCAGCCAUGUGUGUGUGCCAUGGUAUCGCUGUAUUCCGAGCCCUACCCUGUCUUUCUCGCCAGAAAACCCUGGCUUGGUGCAGUACAGGCUGCGCCUUGUGCCGACAACGUUUGAUUGAAUGUUCUGGAAUAAGAAGGAGAUAGUUAUACCUGCCCGC
Molecule: messenger RNA, 494 nt
Organism: Aspergillus fijiensis CBS 313.89
Lineage: Eukaryota; Fungi; Ascomycota; Eurotiomycetes; Eurotiales; Aspergillaceae
Exons: 1
Coding region: 207-455 (82 amino acids)
Source: RefSeq, a predicted model, not a curated record